Molecule: messenger RNA, 777 nt
Organism: Alternaria atra
Lineage: Eukaryota; Fungi; Ascomycota; Dothideomycetes; Pleosporales; Pleosporaceae
Exons: 2
Coding region: 1-777 (258 amino acids)
Source: RefSeq, a predicted model, not a curated record
AUGGCGCGAAUCCUCAUCACGGGCUCUUCUGAUGGUCUCGGUUUAGCCGCUGCCAAAAAGCUUGUCGCAAACGGACACUCUGUCAUCCUCCAUGCGCGCAACGCGCAACGUGCGAAAGAUGCCGAAUCCGCAUGUCCUGGCGCUGAAAAGGUUGUCAUGGGCGACCUGUCCAGCCUUUCCGAAACCAAGAGCAUGGCAGACGAAGUGAACAAGCUUGGUGCAUUCGACUGUGUGGUUCACAACGCCGGUCUAUAUCAGGGCCCUUUCCGCAAGACAAGCGAAGGCAUCCCGGCGCUUGCGGCUGUCAAUACGGUUGCACCGUAUGUACUCACUGCGUUGAUCGAUCGCCCCAAGCGUUUGGUCUUUAUGUCUUCCGAGAUGCAUCAGAUGGGCUCUCCCAGCUUGGAUGACGUUCUCUGGACCAAACGCGCUGAGAGUGAAUACACCGCAAACGCCGCCUACUGCGCGAGCAAGCUGUAUAACGUCCUGCUCGCCAAGGCUUUCGCCCGCAGAUGGCCUGAGGUGAAGAGCAACGCGUUGGACCCGGGCUGGGUGGCUACAAAAAUGGGUGGCAGUUCGGCAUCUGGCAGCGUUGAUGCGGCUGUCGAGAGCUACGUUAUGCUUGCCGAAGGAGAGGAAGAGAAGGCUAAGAAGAGCGGAAGCUAUUUCCAUCCAAGCAAGCGAGAGGGAACCCCCCACAAAGCAACAGAGGAUGAGAAGGCGCAGGAUGAGCUGAUAGAGAUCUGCGCCGAAUUCUCCGGAGUGAAACUUCCAUGA